This is a messenger RNA of Arctia plantaginis, 1764 nucleotides long. The record is from the annotation of a GenBank genome assembly. Lineage: Eukaryota; Metazoa; Arthropoda; Insecta; Lepidoptera; Erebidae.
AUGUCCAUAACGUCGGGUUUAGAUAGUUUAGUGCGAGAAAAAAGUGAAGUGAAAGCUUUCGUCGGAGGAUGUACCUCGGCGCUCUCAGAAACCGGAGCGUAUGACACGCUCGCCGACAUGAGACGCCGCUGGUAUAACAACGGAGGUUUCCAGACGCUGCGAAUGCUCGACGAGAGCUCGCCUGAAGUCACGUCGUCUUCGGCACUGGGAUUGCCGCCCGCUAUGGUCAUGUCACCGGAGUCACUGGCUUCGCCAGAGUACGGCAGUCUCGAGUUGUGGGGUUACGAUGACGCGUACGGCGCGACGCCAUCAAUGUUUGGGUGCAACAUGGACCAGCAGCCACCACAACAACAACAGCUACAACAGGCGACUCAGCCAUUGCCAUCAAUGCCUCUACCAAUGCCACCGACUACACCCAAAUCUGAAAACGAAUCGAUGUCAUCAGGUCGCGAGGAGUUAUCACCGGCUUCAAGCGUCAACGGCUGCAGUACAGAUGGCGAGGCGAGACGGCAGAAGAAAGGGCCUGCACCGCGGCAACAAGAGGAACUCUGUCUCGUAUGCGGUGAUAGAGCCUCCGGAUAUCACUACAAUGCACUAACUUGCGAAGGAUGUAAAGGUUUCUUUAGGCGAAGUGUAACCAAAAAUGCAGUGUAUAUUUGCAAGUUUGGCCACGCUUGUGAAAUGGACAUGUAUAUGCGAAGAAAAUGUCAAGAGUGCCGGUUAAAAAAAUGUUUAGCAGUGGGUAUGAGGCCCGAAUGUGUAGUACCAGAAAAUCAGUGUGCUAUGAAGCGAAAAGAGAAGAAGGCACAGAGAGAUAACAAAGCGCCGGUUACUACAACGACAGUGGACGAUCACAUGCCCCCCAUUAUGCAAUGCGAUCCACCACCUCCCGAGGCCGCCAGAAUUCUGGAAUGUUUGCAGCACGAGGUGGUGCCGCGUUUCCUGAAUGAGAAGCUUAUGGAACAGAACAGGCUGAAGAAUAUUCCCGCUUUGUCAGUCAAUCAAAGAAGUCUCAUCGCCCGACUUGUCUGGUAUCAGGAAGGUUACGAACAACCUUCGGACGAAGAUCUGAAAAGAGUCACACAGACCUGGCUUUCAGAUGAGGACGAAGAGGAAUCGGAUAUGCCGUUCCGUCAAAUCACAGAGAUGACCAUCCUAACAGUGCAGCUAAUUGUAGAAUUCGCUAAAGGCCUACCCGGUUUCGCCAAGAUCUCGCAGUCAGACCAGAUCACGUUAUUAAAGGCUUGUUCAAGUGAGGUGAUGAUGUUACGAGUGGCGCGGCGCUACGACGCCGUGUCGGACAGCGUGCUGUUCGCCAACAACCAGGCCUACACUCGCGACAACUACCGCAAAGCAGGCAUGGCCUACGUCAUCGAGGACCUGCUGCACUUUUGUAGGUGCAUGUAUGCAAUGACAAUGGACAACGUACACUACGCGUUACUUACUGCCAUCGUUAUAUUUUCAGACCGGCCGGGUUUGGAACAUCCACAACUGGUGGAAGAGAUUCAGCGAUACUACCUGAACACACUGCGAGUGUACAUCCUAAACCAAUACAGCGCGUCGCCGCGCUGCCGUGUGGUGUACGGCAAAAUCCUCGGCGUGCUCACAGAGCUUCGCACGCUCGGCAUGCAAAACUCCAACAUGUGCAUCUCGCUCAAGCUAAAGAAUAGGAAACUACCCCCGUUCCUCGAAGAGAUCUGGGACGUGGCGGAGGUGUCCACGGCCAAGUCACCCGUCGUGGUGGAGAGGCCCACGCUGCUCUAG